AUGAUUAAGAUUGACUUCGGCUUUCGAAGCCGUAGCCAGGAUGGUGAGGGUGAGGGCUGGUUUGGCAAACUGCCGCAGUUCACUGUGAUCUCCCGCCCGGGGUCGUCGUUAGGGCACAGCACCCCUUCGUCCGGACUGGCAACCCCGACCGAAGAAAAAGGCCUCACCACGUUACAACCUUGCCCGGAAAUUGGUCGACUGGCCUCCUGGAGAGGUGCUUUGAUCUUGCUGGUGACUUCCGGCUCCCAAUUUCUUGAUAAUGUUUUCAUGACCAGUUCGAACAUCGCGCUAUCCUCUAUUCAGGAAGAAUUCGGAGUUUCCAGUACUGAGUUACAAUGGAUGAUUUCUGCAUACACUUUGACAUUUGGUGGGUUUCUGCUACUCGCAGGUGUGCUCUCUGAUCGAUAUGGGAGAAAAAUGAUUCUGUGCCUCGGCCUCUUCUGGCUGUCCGUCUGGACACUCGCUAUUGGAUUUGGCCAGUCAUUUAUCCAGCUUGCCGUCUUCCGUGGUAUCCAGGGAAUCGGCGCUGCAUUGACUGUUCCAUCGGCGAUCGGAAUCAUCAGUUCCUACUUCACUGGUGUUGACCGCACUCGGGGAUUGUCUAUCUACGCAGCAUCUGGGACACUGGGAUUCUGCGUCGGCCUCAUCUUCGGUGGUUUCCUCACGUCAUCGCUGGGCUGGCGAUAUAUUUUCUAUUUAAUUGUCACCAUCACAGGCUCCAUCGGGGUCCUAGGCGCCAUCGUCCUCCCCAAAGACGACUUGGCUGGGAAGGAAAAGCCCAAGAUGGAUUACUUUGGAGCCCUGCUGUCUACAGCUGGCCUGAUCCUGCUUCAAUUUGUGCUUUCAAGUGGAGGUGAUUACGGCUGGGGCACCUCAUUCAUCAUCGUUCUGCUCAUUCUCGCGGUCGCCCUUCUGGUCGCUUUUACCUUCCUUGAAUGGUACAUUUCCUAUCCGAUCAUGCCCUUAGAUCUGUGGAAAAUCCCCAAUUUCGCAGGUCUUUGGAUUGCAGGAUUUACCUGCUACGGCAGCUAUCAAAAUGUCAUCUACUACAUUGUCCUGAUGGCACAACAGGUGGACAAUCUGUCCGCCGGCGAGACAGCCCUCCGGUUCUUGCCUAUGGGCGUCAUUGGAUUCAUUGCCUCCAUGGGAACAGGAAAGGCUCUCGAAUAUGUGAACGGGAAAUACACUCUUAUUGCCGGGCUGGUCCUGACGGUGUUAGCCCCCGUUCCAAGUGCAUUGACCGCGACAGACUCAGAGCCAGACUUCUGGGUUAAUGUUCUUCCUACAUCCCUUAUCAGUAUUACAGCCGUAUCGCUCAUCUUCGUGACAACGAGCACCACAAUCCUGACAACAGUCCCAGUUAACGUCAAGAGUUUAUGUGGUGGAAUGCUAAACACAGCCUUUCAAAUCGGCUCUGGUGUCGCCCUUGCCAUCUCUGCCGCAGUCACAGAAGCAGUCGAUAUAAAAAAAGGUCACGGCCUUGCCCAGCAGUAUUCCACCGGUCUAUGGUGCUCUGCCGGACUAGCAGCUCUAGGUCUCGUCAUUGCGAUGAUCUCCGUUCGCAGACGAGGCAUCGGACCGGGCGAUAGGAACGAUACGCUAGUUGCGAUUUAA
Aspergillus oryzae RIB40 is the source of this 1614-nucleotide messenger RNA. RefSeq lists its product as uncharacterized. Bases 1 to 1614 code for a protein of 537 amino acids. Gene Ontology annotation, biological process: transmembrane transport. The record is from RefSeq and is a predicted model, not a curated record. NCBI's taxonomy places the organism in Eukaryota, Fungi, Ascomycota, Eurotiomycetes, Eurotiales, Aspergillaceae. Gene Ontology annotation, cellular component: membrane. The transcript is spliced from 5 exons. Gene Ontology annotation, molecular function: transmembrane transporter activity.